AUGGCGACGAAACCGAAUGGGAAGUCUCCCGUCUUAUCCGCCUCUGAUGAAAAAGUGAUGCUCUUUCGAGAUGUCUCGCUGGGUCCCCACGAAACUCAGCUGCGGUUCCGUCUGAUCCACUUCUGGGAGGCUUGGAAUCCGAUUAAGAAGACUCUUAUCGGCCUUGAGAUGCUCCUCAUCGACGAACAGGGAACUGUGAUUCAAGGAUUCAUUUCGCCAGGGCGUAUUGAACAAUAUUUGGGUAAACUGAAGCGAGGAACACUGUCGGUUCUUGAGGACAUCACCACUCCUUUUGAUGAAGACAGAUUCCUGUUUCAUUCGUACGAGGUUUUUGAAGCAAACUGUGACCUCAAAGGAGACCUCUACGAUGUUGUUGGCCACAUGAAGUUGGUAAAUGGACAUACUCUCACUGAACGUCCCGUCCUUGACGAAGUGCAAAUAGCAGCUGCGAGACAUCUUCUGGUUCAUCUGCAAUUAUAUGAGUAUGGUGGACCUGUGAUUAAGGUUUACCUUUGGGACAAUGUCGCAACGGAGUUCUGCAGAAAAUUCAAGUCCUGCGAAACCACUCCCACCGUGUUGCUAAUCACGACCGUUAACACAAAGCGCCUAGGAGGUACUCUAGCCCUCACCUCAAUGUCCUCCUCACGAGUUUUUAUGGACUACGAUGUCCAGCCUACCAUUGAUUACUUCGCCUGGUUGGGCUCUUAUCCAGAGGUUGUUGGGAAGGUUAAUGCGGAUGUGGUCACUAAACGUGAGCAACUGACAAUUGGAGAAAUUUUCUCCGACAUCAAGCAGGAAUCUGCGAAGGAAGCUUUUUUUGAGUGCACGGCUACGAUUGAUGAUGUCUUCCAUGGCUCUGCUUGGUAUUAUAUUUCGUGCAGUGGAUGCCACACUAAGGCUACCAAAGGACAAACUUCUCUGAUGUGUGCAAAAUGUGGAAAGGUUAACAUAGCUGGUGUUCCAGAGUAUUGUGCAAGGUUAUCUGUUUAUGACAACAGUGACUGUGACACCCCCGAUCGUAGAUGA
Molecule: messenger RNA, 1026 nt
Organism: Brassica napus (rape)
Lineage: Eukaryota; Viridiplantae; Streptophyta; Magnoliopsida; Brassicales; Brassicaceae
Exons: 9
Coding region: 1-1026 (341 amino acids)
Biological process (GO): DNA replication; DNA recombination; DNA repair
Cellular component (GO): nucleus
Molecular function (GO): DNA binding
Source: RefSeq, a predicted model, not a curated record